Molecule: messenger RNA, 1905 nt
Organism: Dovyalis caffra
Lineage: Eukaryota; Viridiplantae; Streptophyta; Magnoliopsida; Malpighiales; Salicaceae
Source: the annotation of a GenBank genome assembly
AUGGCUUUGGCUUCCACGGAUGCUACCGCAAGGAGACAUGUUGGCCGUUCUUUGGACUCUAACUUGUUAUAUAAACGUAUUCCUUCCAUACACUUAGCUGACAAGAUGGAGCAACUGGAGAACAGGACAUUAGGAAGUGAUGAAGCUAAAGAAUGUGAUGAGGAAGAGAAAUGGGUUCAUGAUUCAUCCGUGGAUUAUAAGGGAAGAGUUCCCCUUCGAAGUUCCACUGGAGUAUGGGCAGCCUCUCUUUUUAUCAUCACUAUUGAGUUUAGUGAGAGGCUUAGCAACUUCGGAAUAACUACAAAUCUCAUUUCAUACCUCACCAAAGUGAUUCAUCAAGACCUCAAAACAGCAGCAAAGAGUGUGAAUUAUUGGUCAGGAGUAACAGCAAUGAUGCCCUUAAUUGGAGGAUUCCUAGCUGAUGCCUACACAGGCCGGUUUCCAAUGGUCCUGCUAUCAUCCCUCAUAUAUCUUAUGGGUCUGAGCCUCUUGACAAUGUCCCAGUUCGUUCCAAGUCUACAACCAUGCAAUGCAGGGAAGUGUAGAAAACCAAGGAAGAUUCAUGAAGUGGUUUUUUUCCUUGCUAUGUAUUCUAUCUCCCUUGGCACAGGAGGACACAAGCCAUGCCUUCAAAGCUUCGAAGCCGAUCAAUUCGAUGAUGAUCACACAGAAGAAAGGAAGAAGAAGCUGUCUUACUUCAAUUGGUGGAACUUUGCACUUUGUUGCGGCCUUAUGCUUGGCGUAACGGUCACGGUUUACAUUGAAGACAAUGUGAGCUGGGGUGUUGCAAGCCUCAUCCUGAGUAUCACAAUGGCUGUAACUAUUGCAACACUCUAUAUGGGAAGGCCUUAUUACCGAUAUAGGUUACCAGAAGGGAGUGCUCUAACACCCAUGCUGCAGGUUGUGGUUGUAGCGAUAAGGAAGAGAAAAUUACCUUAUCCUUCCAAUCCAGCUCUUCUAUCUGAAGUCCCCAAGUAUGAAACCCGAGGCAGACUUUUAGGUCACACAGACGGGCUCAAGUUUCUAGAUAAAGCUGCAGUACUUGAAGAGGAGGAGGAACUUUCAAAUGAAGCGAAACAUAAUCCUUGGAGACUAGCAACGGUGACAAAAGUAGAGGAGAUGAAGCUUAUUCUAAACAUGAUUCCGAUAUGGUUAACUUCAUUGCCAUUUGGAAUAUGUGUGGUACAAACAGCAACAUUCUUUGUUAAACAAGGAGCUACAUUAGACAGAAAGAUAAGUCCCAAUUUUCACAUCCCACCAGCCUCCAUUUAUUCUCUUGGGGCUGUCGGGAUGAUAAUCUCUGUGACCAUCUAUGACAAAAUUCUUGUUCCGACUUUAAGGAGAGCUACCGGCAAUGAAAGAGGCAUUAGUAUCCUCAAAAGAAUUGGUAUUGGCCUGAUUUUUUCAGUUGUAGCCAUGUCAGUGGCAGCUUUAGUGGAAAGGAAGAGACUAAAAAUUGCUAACGAGGAUAUUAACGUGUUGCACAGAGAGAAAAAUGUGGAACUGGCCAUGAGUGUGUUUUGGCUAGCACCCCAAUUCUUGAUUCUUGGCCUAGGAGAUGGGUUCACUUUGGUUGGCCUGCAAGAAUAUUUUUACGACCAAGUUCCUGAUUCCAUGAGAAGUUUGGGCAUAGCUUUUUAUCUUAGUCUGCUCGGAGGUGCGAGCUUUUUAAGUAGCUUCCUGAUAACCACUGUAGAUCAUAUUACAGAGGAAGACGGCAAAGGUUGGAUUGGUAAGGACAUGAACUCCAGUCGUUUGGACAAUUUUUACUGGCUUUUGGCAGGCAUCAAUUUGGUAAAUUUAUGUGUUUAUGUGCUCUUGGCUAGGAGGUAUACUUACAAAAAUGUGCAGAGAAGGUUGGUUGCGACUGAUUUGAACAAGGGUGAUAGGGAGUCGAUGCCCUGA